AUGAAUGAGCAGCUUUCAAAAUUGGAAUUAACGAAUGACAGAAAAAAGGCUCAAGAUGAGGUUUCUCGGUAUUUGAUUACUAUAAAAGGAAUUAUAACUGGAAGAAGUGAAGAGUUGGCGGGAGUUGCGGGCGACUCUCAACCUGACCAGAUUGCUCAACUGGCUCAUGAAGUUUAUAACACGGACUGUCUUUUACUAUUGAUACAAAAUUUGGCUCAGAUAGAAUUUGACGCUCGCAAAAUAGUGGGGCUUCUGUUCAGUUCCUUAUUGAAAAGGAAGAUUGUCAACAGAUCUCCGACUAUUGAUUACUUAUUACAGAAACCACAGAUACUCAUUCUACUGAUGCAUGGACCCGAGAAUCCUGAAAUUUCAAUCAAUACUGGUUCCAUGUUGCGGGAAGCUGUAAGAUACGAACAGAUAGCAAAAUACAUUCUUGCUGAUUCCUCAUUCUGGAAAUAUUUCGACUACUGUGAAUAUGGGUCAUUUGAAAUUUCUACAGAAGCGUUCCUUACUUUGAGUGAUCUUCUAACAACUCACAAACUAGUUGCCAGCGACUUCUUCAACCGCAAUUUGGAGAAAUUCAUCGAGCGGAUAAAUAAACUGAUCAUGUCUCCAAAUUAUGUUACCAAAAGACAGUCUGUCAAACUACUAUCACAGCUGAUAUUAGACAAGCCUAACUAUAACCUAAUGACGACCUACGUUAAUUCUGCUCACAAUUUAAAGCUGAUCAUGAUUUUACUUGGUGAUAAGUCUAAAAACAUACAAUAUGAGUCGUUUAACGUUUUCAAAAUUUUUAUCGCAAAUCCCAGGAAGUCGAAGUCCAUUGUUGACAUACUGACUAAGAACAGGGAUCGUCUUUUAAGCUUUCUAAGAGAGUUCACGAAUGACAGAAAAGACGAUGAUUUAUUCCUAGUCGAACGCAACUUCGUUAUAGAACAAAUUGAAAGUUUGCCUAAAUUAGUUCAACUACAAGGUUUUCAUGAAAAGGAUUCAUCAGCAGAACAUCAAAGCAUGAGCGGCGAAACCAAGGCCACCGCGCCUAUCACCAAAUCCAAUUAUAACUCAUCAAAAAUUCUUUCAUACUCACAACAAUAG
Molecule: messenger RNA, 1095 nt
Organism: Ogataea philodendri
Lineage: Eukaryota; Fungi; Ascomycota; Pichiomycetes; Pichiales; Pichiaceae
Exons: 1
Coding region: 1-1095 (364 amino acids)
Biological process (GO): intracellular signal transduction
Molecular function (GO): protein serine/threonine kinase activator activity
Source: RefSeq, a predicted model, not a curated record